Penicillium psychrosexuale is the source of this 672-nucleotide messenger RNA. RefSeq lists its product as uncharacterized. The transcript is spliced from 3 exons. Bases 1 to 672 code for a protein of 223 amino acids. Lineage: Eukaryota; Fungi; Ascomycota; Eurotiomycetes; Eurotiales; Aspergillaceae. The record is from RefSeq and is a predicted model, not a curated record.
AUGCGGGUAUCGGUCUACCCAAGCUGGAACGCAGCGCGAGCGACCACAACCGAACCAUUCAAUUUGUUUACUGCCGGGCUACUGCCGAAUGUAGAGGGGAGUGCAGAGAAGACAGGCUCUCCUGCGCGUAUUGCCUGGGUCGGCAAUCGCGCGCACGAGGCCAUAAGCCUGGAUAAGAAACCUCCUAUCAAGCCCGAUGAAGGUCUACUUGCGCAUAUGGACAGCGAAGAUGCCUGCGUCCCGUUCCAGCGCUACGGGGACUUGAAGCAACCUUGCGCGACAUUCAUAUACAGGUUGGCGCCGCGGCUGGAUCCCAAGGAAGUCAUUAUCAACAUGAUGUGCCCGGGAAUGGUGAAUACCAACAUGCGCGACGUUCUCCCCCUGCAUAUGCGCUUGAUUGUGAACCUUGUCAUGUCCUUCCGCGCCAGACCUAUCCUGCAUAGUGCACUGGUGGCGGGCCCCAAGUCUCAUGGCAAGUUCUUGAACGACAAGACCAUAUCUAAGUUGGUGAUAGGCUUUGUCGGUCCAUGUCAAUCUCGUCUCAAUGAAAGCUAUCAUCAUCUGAUUGGAAUGUUGCAGGGUGAGGAAAUUGCGUUAUUGGACAAUGCCAAUUCCUACUUUGUAAGCUCGCGAGAGAUCUGGAUAGCUGGUGGCAUCAUACUUUGGAGUUAG